Molecule: messenger RNA, 2046 nt
Organism: Eremomyces bilateralis CBS 781.70
Lineage: Eukaryota; Fungi; Ascomycota; Dothideomycetes; Eremomycetales; Eremomycetaceae
Exons: 2
Coding region: 213-1706 (497 amino acids)
Biological process (GO): lipid metabolic process
Molecular function (GO): oxidoreductase activity
Source: RefSeq, a predicted model, not a curated record
CCAGCAUACCUGGAUCGGUGACCGUGGCCUUAAAAAGUUCGGUGUUGCCGUCGAAAUUUCCCCAACCCCAAACCCCCCAUCCAUCCAUCUCCAUCUCUUCCCUCCGAUUUCUCCACGAGGAAUUUCUCUUCGAGGCGUUUGAAGCUUCGCAUCGUCUAUUCCGAGCUCCCUGCCACUUCACUCGAGCAAUUGGCUUCGUUCGACUUAACAUCAUGGCCUCAACCACCGCCCGUCCUCGCCGCGCUGGCAUCCGGAGGACCAUCACCUCCGACUCCGCUCCAUCGUCCUCGGCGCCCUCCGUGACCGUCUCACCGCUCGAUUCACCGCUCCAGUCAUCCUCUAGCACUUCGCUGUCGUCGCUUGGCUCGGUCGACGACGUUGAAGUCAAGGCUCCGGCCGCGCUGGUCGACACGUACGGAAACAAAUUCGAGAUCCCGGACUACACCAUCAAGCAGAUCCGGGACGCCAUCCCGGCCCACUGCCUCGAACGAUCGGCCCUGCGAAGCUUGGGCUACGUCGCCCGUGAUAUCGCUGGGCUCGCCAUCACCUUCUAUGUCUUCCACAACUAUGCCACCCCAGAACUCGUCCCGUCCACCGCCCUUCGAGGCGCUCUCUGGGCCGGCUAUACGGUCAUCCAAGGCCUGUUCGGCACCGGACUCUGGGUCCUGGCCCACGAGUGCGGCCACCAGUCUUUCUCCACCUCGAAAAUCUUGAACGAUACGGUUGGUUGGAUCCUGCACUCUUGGCUUCUCGUGCCGUACUUCUCGUGGAAACUCUCCCAUAGCAAGCACCACAAGGCCACCGGUCAUAUGGAUCGCGACAUGGUCUUCGUUCCCCGGACUCGCGAAGACCAGGCCACGAGGAUGGGCAAGAUGGUCCAUGAGCUGAGCGAGCUGAUGGAGGAGACUCCGAUCUACUCGGCGCUCAUGUUGUUCGGUCAGCAAAUCGGAGGCUUUCCUUUGUACCUGCUCGCCAAUGCAACGGGCCACAAUUACCACGAGGGACAGGUCGAAGGCAAGGGCAAGGGAAUGAAGAACGGUUUUUUGAACGGCGUGAACCAUUACCUGCCAUCGAGCCCGUUGUACGAGCGCAAGGACGAGCACCUCAUCUUGUUGAGCGAUCUUGGGCUUGGCAUCGUUCUGUCGAUUGUCUUCUUCCUUGGGAAAAGGUUUGGCUGGUUUAACAUUUUUGUCUGGUAUAUCGUCCCCUAUCUCUGGGUCAACCACUGGCUUGUCGCCAUCACCUACCUACAGCAUACCGACCCCUCGCUUCCUCACUAUGACGCCACCACGUGGACUUUCACUCGCGGCGCUGCCGCCACCAUCGAUCGUGAUUUCGGCUUCAUCGGACGACACAUCUUCCACGGCAUCAUCGAAACCCACGUCCUGCACCACUACGUCAGCCUCAUCCCGUUCUACAACGCCGACGAGGCCAGCGAGGCCAUCAAAAAGGUCAUGGGUAAGCAUUACCGCAGCGACACUAAGCACGGGAUGUUCGGUUUCCUGUACGCCAUGUGGAAGAGCACCCGCUGGUGCCAGUGGGUCGAGCCCAACGCCGACGCUGAGGGCGAGGGCAAGGGCGUCAUGUUCUUCCGGAACGUGAACGGCCACGGCGUGCGGCCGACGAAGCUGGCCCCGUCGGGCGAGACGGCACUGAAGCGACCGACGUUGGUCGUGGGAUCCGAGAGCGAUCAUGAAGCGUCAUGACCCGUGACGCCCCGCCGUCCAUGAUCCGGGAAGAGAAUGCGCACUUGCAUUUCUUGUCGUUCGUUGACUAUCUGAUGGGCCUAUUUCGCGUCUUGCAUUGUUCCGGCGUUUUGCCUUUUGUGUCUAAUUGCGACUCCCGUCCAUCUCUUUGGAGACGAUUUUGCCAUUGUCUGAAGAGCGAUUCCGUUCGUUUUCAUGAUCGGUACUUGACCGGACGUUCGGAUGGUCGUGAGGCUGGACAUCACUUCCGACCACGACACGCAACCGCAUUGAUAGACGGGGAAAGAUUUUUGGAGAGUUUAUAGGAGAAGAUGGCAUUUCGAGGUCAUCGAUAGUGAAU